This is a messenger RNA of Drosophila sechellia, 1756 nucleotides long. RefSeq lists its product as uncharacterized. The record is from RefSeq and is a predicted model, not a curated record. The coding region runs from base 81 to 1706 and encodes 541 amino acids. The transcript has a single exon. Lineage: Eukaryota; Metazoa; Arthropoda; Insecta; Diptera; Drosophilidae.
GGACCUAAUUUCGAAUAUAAGGAAUUUUACAAACAUGAACUCGGCGAUAAUUCCAGCAAGAUGUUGUGCUUUUGAGAACAAUGUCAACGCGGAUUUGGAGCCACAGCGCAGUCCGACUUGCAUUACUGGCAAUGGCAAUCCUGGCGAGCGUUGGGCAAGCGACCGACCGAUCCGAAGGAAGAUCAGUACGCAGGUACUCAUAUGCGGAUACCUCGUGGCCCAGGCGGCAGUUAGACAGCGAGCGAAGGGAUGAGAUGAGACUUAGGGACAUGGCGCCUUCGGAGCAGCGGUACUUCACCGAUCCGGAACUGCUCUUCCAGCGGCUGGACGACAUGGAGCAGAAACUGGGGAUUCCUGAAGAAAUGGCUGGUGGCAAGGUGAAACCGGAACACUAUCUUGUUGGUCCCAAGAAUGUUGCCGCCCAGCUGCUCAAAGAGAACUUGUACAAAUUUCCGAUAGAUGAGGGCGCCAGUGGACGGGGAAUGCACGAUGCUUGUCUGGGUAAGGAGGACGGGGAUGAUCCCUUCGAGUCCCUGGCCAUGAUGAACUUCAAUGAGCAUAUGAAGGAGCGUAAGUCCGAUCGUGAGCUUGAGAGGGUGCUGGGUGGCUACAUAAACAACCAGCAGCUGGAUGGAAAACCAGCUGUGGCAACAGCCAAUCUGCUGGCGAAGGUCAUUAGCUCCAAGGUCGAUCAGCCCAGGAAGUCUGGGACUUGUCGUGGCACCACGACUCGAUCCCACGUGCCCACCACAAGGAGCACGACGACUCAUCGGACGACCCUUAGUACCACAACGCGCAGUCCCACCACUUUCUGCCUCCCGGAACCCUCAUCCGAUCCUCCGCUCAAGCCGCAACCCACACCUUCACCAACACCUCGUCCUUCGCCUCUCGCACCUUCGCGCCCACCAACGACGCGAAAACCAUCUGCUCAAAGGAUUAAGCCCAGUAAGUGCCUCAUAUCGACGAAAUCUCAGAAGCCAGGAAGUGCCAAGGUGCUGCUGGAAAUCAUUUUGGCCACCAAGCAGCAUGCCCUGUCGGUGCUUAAGAAUCUCAACUACCUGGAAAUGGAACUGCUGAGUCGCUCAACGGACGACGUUGUAUCGGAAAACCAAGUUAAGGAGAAAGAACCACAGACAAAGACGAGUGAACGUAUCGACAAGCCCGAGCCAAGGCCACCAUCUAGGGUCUUUUCCUUUGGAAUUCGACCUGCCAGCCAGAAAGAGACCUUGUACGACUUGGCAAUGGCCAAGGAGGAGGAAAUGAAGCUGCAGGAUCGGGUGUGGGAGGAGCACCAGCAGCAGAUGAGGCUAAGGAGGCCAAUGAAGCCAAAGAGGUAUGAGGUUGCUCCGGCGGCUGCUGCACGCCUCGAACCUUUUCAGGAGCCUCGAAAGCCACUGAAGUUCCUAAAUUCCAUGCAGCCUUUUACUCCUUUGGAACCAGAAACUUCCGUCGAUAACAGACGCAUCAAUCUGGAAGCCUUGAGCGUGGUAGUCAAACCAAUGUCCUCCUUUCCCAGAAAGGAUUCUGUUAGCGCGUCGACACGGGCACAAAUUAAUGCCGUUCAAUUGGAGGGCACAAGCGAUGAUGAACUGCAUCCAAUGCAUGCAUUUGAAUUGAGGCCAAGGAAGAAGAAAAAACACAAGUUUUACUCUAUGGAAAAGCAGACACAGGCUAAAAAGCUACCCAUUGCAGACGUUAUUUAUUAAGUCAUUUGUAUAAAUACUAACAGAGUUUUAUUGACAACAUUCAACAUUUA